AUUUUUUAAUCAAAACAAAGAAAUUAAUCUUCCAAUAAUAAUUAAGAAACCUCAAUUAUUUAAAAAUCUUCCUAAUUUUCCUAAAUUACCUUAUAAUUUAGAAUUAUUAAUAAGUAAAUGUUGGGAUCAUAAUCCAAAAAAACGUCCUACAAUUAAAAUUAUUCAUAAACAAUUAAGAGAAUGGUGGAUUGGUUCUUGGAAUAAAAAUAUGAAUGAUAUCAUUACCCCUUUUUUAAAUUUAGAUAAAACUAUUAAUAAUAACAUAAAAGAAUUUGAUCCUAUUUAUAUACACAAUACUUUAGAUAUUUCUGAUGAUGAAGAAGUGGAUCAAUCAAUUCCAAAACAUUUUAAAUCAAUUUUAUAUAACAAACAAAAUCAAGAAAUUAUUAUUCCUACUUAUUUUAACAAUGAAACAACAAAUACUGAAGAAACAUAUCAAUUGCCACUUAUAAAUGCAAUUACAAAUACAAAUAUAGAUACAAAUAUGAAUGUAGAUAUAAUUUUAGAUACAAAUAGAGAUGCAAAUAUAGAUGCAAUGAUAGAUGCAAUGAAAAAUGUAAAUAUAGAUACAAAAAUAGAUACAAAUGCAGAUUCAAACAUAAAUACGGAUUCAGAUAUUAACGUGUAUACGAAUACACUAACAAAUAAUACACUUAUAACAAAUAGUGAUGUGUUAGAUAUUGAUCACCUUGAAUUACAAUCACCUAAGGAUAUUUUAUUAAAAUUGAGUAAAGAAAUAGAAUUUACGAAAUUAUUUGAACCUUUAUCAGAUCAAUUCACAUCAUAUAACAAAAAAGAUGAAUUAUAUAUAAUUCCUGGUACAUUUCCUAAUACUGAACCCUAUUAUUCCAAAGAAAAUAUAUUUACACAAUCUGAUAUUAUCUUUUAUAAUGCUUAUCUUAAAGAACUUGUGAAAGAAAUGCACCAUUAUUGGAUCAUGAACAACUUGUCAUCGAUAUUAUUAAAAAAUUGGACAAUGGUUAUGAGAAUCUUUUUCUUUUAUAUUUUGUCAUUUAUUUAUUUUAUUAUUUGUUUAUUCGUAUUAAAUAGAACCACCUAUGUUGUGGUCGGAUAUAAUAUGUUUGAUGAAGAACUUAUGAAGAAUAAAAUAGGAAUUUAAUUAAUAAAAAAAAAAAAUCAUUUUUCAUUUUGAUUAUUAAAAAUAAAAAUAAUUAAAAACGUCAAAAGGCGUUUUUUACUGCGGCUUAAA
Molecule: messenger RNA, 1210 nt
Organism: Rhizophagus irregularis DAOM 181602=DAOM 197198
Lineage: Eukaryota; Fungi; Glomeromycota; Glomeromycetes; Glomerales; Glomeraceae
Biological process (GO): protein phosphorylation; signal transduction
Cellular component (GO): cytoplasm
Molecular function (GO): ATP binding; protein kinase activity
Source: RefSeq, a predicted model, not a curated record